AUGGAGGUUGCGGGGAUCUUUCUGGGGCCGAUCAUUCAGGCGCUGCUUGACAAGUUGGUCUCUCCGGCGGUGUCAAACUAUGCCCGUCGUGAGGGAAUGGAUGCUCAGUUGAAGAAGCUGGAGAAAAUGGUGCCAGCUAUUCGUGCUGUUCUGGCUAACGCAGAGGACAAGCAAUUGGAAAAUGAUGCUGCUGUCAAAUUGUGGAUGGACGAUCUCACCGACUUGGCUUACGAUUUGGAUGAUUUGCUGGACGACUUCGCCACUCAAACUUUGGGACGAGAGCUGAUCAAGCCACAAUCUCAUGCUAGCACCAGUACAACUAGUAAGGUACGACAACUCAACCCUGUCAAGCUUUAUUAUAAUAUGAGGUCCAAAAAAGAUAUGAGGUCUAAGGUAAAGGACAUCACUAAAAGAUUUGAAGAUAUUAAAAUACGAAAGAAUUUCCUCAAUUUGAAAGAGAAUGCUGAAGGGAUUGGGUCCAAGACAAUAAGAGAAGGUCGUGAAACGUCUUCUUUGGUCUACAAAUCUGAAGUUUAUGGCAGAGAACAAGAUCGAGAGGCUAUAGUUGAGGAGUUGUUGAGGGAUGAAGUUAGUGCUGACAAUGUCUCCGUCAUUCCCAUUGUGGGCAUGGGAGGUAUUGGUAAGACAACUCUUGCUCAGCUCCUCUAUAAUCAUGAACGUGUAGAGGGUCAUUUUGAUCUCAAGGCAUGGGCAAUUCUUCAGGAAGUCACUUCAGGAACUCACGAUUCCAUGUACCUGAAUAUGCUUCAACAGAAACUGAAGGAGAACUUGUCAGGGAAGAAGUUUCUUCUUGUUUUGGAUGAUGUUUGGAACGACAAGUAUGAUGACUGGAAGCUCCCGAGACUUCCUCUCGAGGUCGGGGCACCUGGGAGCAAAAUUAUUGUCACAACCCGCAAUGAAACCGUUGUUAGAAAUUAA
Molecule: messenger RNA, 939 nt
Organism: Cornus florida
Lineage: Eukaryota; Viridiplantae; Streptophyta; Magnoliopsida; Cornales; Cornaceae
Product: putative disease resistance RPP13-like protein 1
Exons: 2
Coding region: 1-939 (312 amino acids)
Biological process (GO): defense response to other organism
Molecular function (GO): ADP binding
Source: RefSeq, a predicted model, not a curated record